Molecule: messenger RNA, 1100 nt
Organism: Danio rerio (zebrafish)
Lineage: Eukaryota; Metazoa; Chordata; Actinopteri; Cypriniformes; Danionidae
Source: RefSeq, a predicted model, not a curated record
GCUCAUCUCGGUUUGCCAGCAUUCAGGACGGUGACUUGGUAAAUCACACAGUUACUGUACGAAUUGACAAAUCUGUGAUUGUGAAGGACUCGUUCGCUAUGGAUACUUACUAUAAUCAGUCUUCAGACAACCCUCAUCACGAGUGGUCAUCGGUUGUUCUGACUUUGGACCCAGAUGUGGACGAACAAGAACUGAUUGAGUCAAUGAAACAGUUCAGCCAAAUCCACUCUUUGGAUUUUUCUUUUGAUGAAGACACUAAUUGCAGACACAUUUAUGUGACUUUUGAGCAUUCAGGACGGGACCAGCAACCAGAUCCUGUGGUCCCCACGAGCCGCUUUAUUGAGCUGAAGACACUGCUCGUGAGCAAUCUGCACCCAAUGGUCACCGAACAACAGCUUAUUGAAAAGUUUGGUGCAUUGGGGUCCAUCUCGACUGUGCAAGUGUGCAGAAACAACAUCAUCUCUCCUGCUUAUGCCUUUGUGACUUUCCAUCAUCGACGUGAUGCAGUGCGAGCACAAAAAGCUCUGAACUUCACUGAUUUACUGAAUAAACCUCUGAUCAUCAUGUGGGGCCCAGACAAGACAAUUGAGGUCCUCUCAGAUAAUGACAGCAGCUCUCCAAGACAAACAGAGGAGAGAGAGACAGCUGGAGAAACAGAGGAGAGAAAGACCAGUGGAGAAACAGAGAGAAAGGCCGCUGGAGAUACAGAGGAGAGAAAGACCAGUAGAGAAACAGAGAGAGAGGCCGCUGGAGAUACAGAGGAGAGAAAGACCAGUAGAGAAACAGAGAGAGAAACCGCUGAUAAAACAGAGGAGAGAGCGAACAGCGAGUCUUCAUGGGGAAGAAGGAUCUCCAACAAUGUGAAAAGUGCUGUGAAAGCUGCGGUGAGCAGUCCAGCAGCCUGGGUCGGAGUCGGCAUAGGUGUCUGUGCUGCUUAUGCCUACUUCAGGAGCAGGAGCUAGUGUGGACACAUUCUAAAAGACGAGAAGGCCUGCCUCACGAUCUCCACUCAUCAUCCCCAGAGUGACCAAUCACUGCUCCAGAAAGACCUUGAUUUCCCCAGCAGGCCAAACACUUGCAAUAAAUGUGAAUUGAAUAAA